CAUCGAAACCAGGCCAUCAUUGCAGCUGAUCAAAGCACUACACAGCUGCCAUACAACAUAUUCCGCAUUUAUUCAGUUUUCAGUAUCGAAAAGCUGUGUGAUAUUCCGUGUUUUUCUCAGGAACCCUUGACCAGUUGACCUUGCCGCUAGCCCGGGUCCAUCAGACGAUUUUCCGAGGCAGCAAUGGGUAACUAUAUGACCAACUACAUGGCUUAUGCCAGCAAUUCUUCAGUGAUGCCAACAGUUGAAGCUGCUACUGUUGAUAAUGAGAAAAAGGACAAGGAGUCGGAGCAGGACAUGGGAGACAAAGUCAUGGUUGCUAUCGAUCCCAGUAAGAAUUGCGAAAAGGCAUUUGAUUUUUACAUGACCAAGUUGUAUCGUCCUGGCGUACAGAUCGUCUUUGCUCACACAACUGAACCACCUUACUAUGGAGGGGCAUCCGUCCUCGAGGGAUUCGGGGGCUGGUAUCAGUCGGAAACGAAAAAAGAAUAUGAAGCAAUGUUGGCGAUGAAGAGGGAACAAACUAACAAGUUACAGCAUCAUUAUAUAAACAAGCUCAAGUCUUAUGGCAUUGAUGUGAAUAAUAAAGAUGCCUACAGGUGUCGUUGCAUGGAGUAUGGUGGCAAUGCCGGGGAAGCACUUGUCCAGAUCGCUGACGAAGAGCAGCCGAUGAUGAUCGUGAUGGGCUCCAGGGGUCUGGGUGUCUUGCGGAGGACCAUUCUAGGAAGUGUGAGCCAUUAUGUGAUGGAAAAUGUAGACUAUCCCGUUUUGGUUCAUAAAGCGAAAACGUGGCUAGAGUGAUGAUACAUGCAAUUCAAAAUGACGGUGCUACUGCAAGAUGGUAGUCAAGUGCCAUUUUUGUGAGAAUUGAGUUGUAUGACAACGUAGCUUUCUCCAGGUAUGGUCUGAAUGCAUUAUUGUAGACUGGCCUAAAAAGCAGUGUGAAACAUUAAACUUGGCUCCCCUAAUGCAUUUUCUAUUCGCCUUAUCAUUGUCUUAACCAAUUCUCUCGAAAGAAAAACGGUGCACUUGACCAUCUUCUUAUAGCAUCUUCAGUUUAAUAUCUAGAACUGUAUCUGUUUGUUAUUGUUUACCGAUAAAGGCAAUUGAACUAAUAAAUUUGUCUUCAAACCAACUCGACACUCGAUUGAUAGAAACAGAGAUUGUGAUAUGCUAACUUCGGGUAGUCAGUCCUACACAUCUGCUCUGCUUGUUGUGGCUUGCGCGCCAUUAAUUGGUAUUUGUAAACUAGUAAACUGUAGUAUGUCAUUUAUGCAACACUGUAUGAUGCAUUGUUGAGUGCUUGAGAGAUCAGCACACUUUUGCCGAUAACCCUGUACAUUUGCCAGAUUGUUCCGACAGCUGCAUGAUGUGCCAUUAUGAAUAAACAUUCCUAUGUUAAUGUUUAAAAAUUCUGUGCCUUCAUCUUGUUAGACACCAAGUUCCCCUUCUCUUACAUACUGGUUCAGAAAACAUGCUUUUUAUAGGAGAACCUGGGAAAGUUAUGAAUACCUUUUCUUGACAUCAGCCUGCCUAACGAAGUCGCCGGUGUUCGAGAGCCGCUGCAUGGUUUCUGACCUGAUGAUCCUUUGCAAUUAAUCUGAUUAAUCUAGCAGCAACAGCAAGAGAUGUCAGUGACCGAAGUAUUUGCUCUAUCAAUGUUGGUCAUCUAUGAGAAGGGGAUAAUGUUUUCAAAAGAUUCACCUGCAGCAAAGGAAACGUAGGUUGUUGAUCUCGACUUCAGUUUUGGAAUCCUGAAACAAAAACAUGACUACCUACAAGGACCAGUACGACCUACACCUCCUUCGACCCACGUGCAAUGAAUCCCAAGCAGACGAUGCCAAUUGUUCAGCAGACGACAGCUACGGUUAUGAUUACUACUACGAUUACUACACGUACGCCUCGGACUUGGUCCUCCCCGAGGCCUACGCCAUACCCAGCAUCUUCGGCUUCAUCUUCGUGGUCGGGCUCGUUGGGAACAGCUUUGUCGUUUACGUCGUCCUGCGGAACGGCGCCAUGAAGACAGUCACCAACCUGUACUUAGUAAACCUAGCGGUAGCUGAUCUUCUUUUCCUCGUGUUUUGCGUGCCGUUCACUGCCUGGCUGUACGUGCUUCCCAACUGGAUAUUCGGCGAACCCAUGUGUAAAUUGACAAGUUAUCUAAUGGUUGUGACAAUGGCAGUCAGCAUCCUGACUUUAACUGCGAUGGGACUCGAACGAUACUAUGCUAUCGUCCACCCAGUCAGGUCAAGGGUUUACAGAACUAUUGAGACGACCCUGUGGGUCCUUGGAUCCAUCUGGGUGGCAUCGUUUCUUGUCUUGCUCCCCAUACUUUUCGUCACCCAGGUGAGACAACACUUCGACUACGGUGGCUGGCAGAAUUACUGCAUGGAACACUGGUCAGUGCCCUUCCAUAGGCAGAUCUAUACAGUCCUGGUGUUCACGCUGCUGUACAUGCUCCCAUUGAUGGUAAUCGCGGGGUGUUACCUUCUCAUGGCAAGGAAUCUCUGGUCCAGUGUCAGUCCGGAGGUCCUGGAGAACGAGUCUUGGGCAAGGAGAAUAAAGUCCCGUCGGAAGAUCACCAAGAUGGUUCUCAUGGUGGUGGUCGUGUUCUGUAUCUGUUGGCUCCCAAUUCACACAAUCAACCUCUGGAACGACUUUGGAAUAACAUCAGAGAACGUGCUGAUGUUCAAGUACGUCCUGAAGAUUCUCGCCCAUUGCUUGUCCUACGCCAACAGCGCGGUCAAUCCAAUUAUCUACUCCUUCCUCAGCGAAAACUUCAGAAAAUGCUUCAAACUGUCCUUCCUCGCCUGCGCCCGGAAGGUGACGCCGAAGGUCUUCACUGUAGGCGCACCCGGGACAGCCGUGGUAGAAGCUCCCCGGCGACAGUAUCAGAACCAACCGGCGUCCAGCAGCACCGAAGAGGAUCACGUGAGAUCGGAGGUGUGGGGCACGUGUACCAGUCACGGGAAGAAGGUCUACAAGCUGAAGGCCCGUGGACCGAUCAUGGAGGCUGUUGAUGUUCUUCCGCUACGCCGUAAAACAAGCAUUGUGUAA
This is a messenger RNA of Lineus longissimus, 3057 nucleotides long. RefSeq names its product galanin receptor type 1-like. NCBI's taxonomy places the organism in Eukaryota, Metazoa, Nemertea, Pilidiophora, Heteronemertea, Lineidae. Gene Ontology annotation, molecular function: G protein-coupled receptor activity. The record is from RefSeq and is a predicted model, not a curated record. Gene Ontology annotation, cellular component: plasma membrane. The transcript is spliced from 10 exons. Bases 1768 to 3057 code for a protein of 429 amino acids. Gene Ontology annotation, biological process: G protein-coupled receptor signaling pathway.